AUGGCUCAAAUUCACAGACUACAUACUCAGGCCGAGUUGAAAAACUGCUCAGCAGACCAAGUUUAUGGUUUUUUCAAGAAUGAAAUGACCAAGCUCCCGCUGCUCCUUCCUCUUAUCUACAAGGAUCUUCAAAUCCUCGCAGGAGAUGGAAACAGUGUGGGCAGCAUAAGGCUAGCGAAAAUCGCUAUGGGGACUUCUCAGUUGGUAUCCAUAGCGGAUAAGAUUGAAGCCGUGGACGAUGAAAGUAGGAGUCUUAGUUUCUGUAUCACUGAUGGAGAUCUCUUGCGUAUGUAUACGAAGUUUGCCUACAAAUUGACUGUAGCGCCAGGAGGUGAUAAACAAAGAUGUUUAGCGAAAUGGUCAGUGGAAUUGAGCAAACUAUCCUUAGAAAAAUGA
Messenger RNA from Papaver somniferum (opium poppy), 396 nucleotides. Its product is annotated as MLP-like protein 423. Gene Ontology annotation, biological process: defense response. Bases 1 to 396 code for a protein of 131 amino acids. The transcript has 2 exons. NCBI's taxonomy places the organism in Eukaryota, Viridiplantae, Streptophyta, Magnoliopsida, Ranunculales, Papaveraceae. The record is from RefSeq and is a predicted model, not a curated record.